Prunus armeniaca (apricot) is the source of this 234-nucleotide messenger RNA. Lineage: Eukaryota; Viridiplantae; Streptophyta; Magnoliopsida; Rosales; Rosaceae. The record is from the annotation of a GenBank genome assembly.
AUGCCUCCAAGAAAAAAGGUCAAAAGUAAUACAAUGGCUUUCCAAGACAGACCAGACCAUGAUGAUUCGGAAUCAAGGCAAAAUGCCUCCUCUAGAGGGGAAGAAAGUGCAAGUGAAGGAGCUUUCACCCUAGCAGACCUCAUUGCGACUAUCUAUGUUAUGGGGGAAACCCAGAGGGAAAUGGUGGACACCAUCAAAGAAUUGAAAAGUUCUGUCUUUAAGCGAAGCGAAUAA